Gastrolobium bilobum is the source of this 711-nucleotide messenger RNA. Its product is annotated as bidirectional sugar transporter SWEET9-like. Gene Ontology annotation, biological process: carbohydrate transport. The transcript is spliced from 4 exons. NCBI's taxonomy places the organism in Eukaryota, Viridiplantae, Streptophyta, Magnoliopsida, Fabales, Fabaceae. Gene Ontology annotation, cellular component: membrane. Gene Ontology annotation, molecular function: sugar transmembrane transporter activity. The record is from RefSeq and is a predicted model, not a curated record. Bases 1 to 711 code for a protein of 236 amino acids.
AUGGCUCUCUUCAACUCGAUGCUAAUACUCUACUAUGCCCACCUCAAGGGCCAUGGGGCAUUCCUGCUCGUCACCAUUGGCUCCUUUGGUUGUGCCAUUCAAGCCGCUUAUCUCAUCACCUUCUUCACUUUUUCCAAUUCCAGAACAAGGUUAGCGACAGCCCAAUUAAUCAUUGUAUUCAAUGGUGGGGUGUACAUAGGCCUCGUAUGCAUCACAUCCAUGCUCACACCAUCACCUCACAAGUUGAAGGUUGCGGGGUGGAUCUGCGCCACUUCCUCUGUCUGUACCUCCGCCGCGCCUCUCAGCAUCAUGAGAACAGUCAUAAAGACAAAGAGUGUGAGGUUCAUGCCCUUCCCCUUAUCUUUAUGCUUGACCCAGAGUGCCAUCGUCUGGUUCCUUUAUGGCAUGUUUUCUCACGACUACUUCAUUGCCAUGCCAAGCAUACUAGGGUUUUUGCUCGGUGUUGCACAGAUCAUCCUGUACUUGUUGUACAAGAAAGGCCCUCGGAGAGAAAAGGAACCAUCAGAAAUUCAGAAUGUGAACGAGACAUUAGCCCAUGAUGAUGCAUGUGAGGUGGAAGGAGAGAUGGUAGAAUUUGGUGAUAACAUGAAACACCCAAUUGACAACACUGACGAAGAUGAAGCAGCCACCACACUGGAACGGGAACCACCAAAGAUGGACGGAGAAGAAAUAGUUGAAAUUCCUGAAUAA